This is a messenger RNA of Clunio marinus, 243 nucleotides long. NCBI's taxonomy places the organism in Eukaryota, Metazoa, Arthropoda, Insecta, Diptera, Chironomidae. The record is from the annotation of a GenBank genome assembly.
AUGGGAAGUUAUAAAGACGAUUUGUCUGACAAAGCUACUUACAAAAUGCCUCAAAUGGAUUGGUUUCCUUCUAAUUGUGAGAAAGAAAAUGUAAAGCGAAGAAAUGAAAUCAAAACUCCAUUAAUGGAAGAAGUUUUCAAGGAAGUUAUUAGCGAUAACGAUACUUCUAACAUAGAUAAACAAACGCAAAGACUUUUAACUUUAGACGCCUUUUCUCAUUUCGUUAAAAAGAACAGACUUUGA